Lagopus muta (rock ptarmigan) is the source of this 4482-nucleotide messenger RNA. RefSeq names its product cadherin like and PC-esterase domain containing 1 (gene CPED1). Lineage: Eukaryota; Metazoa; Chordata; Aves; Galliformes; Phasianidae. The transcript is spliced from 24 exons. Bases 368 to 3544 code for a protein of 1058 amino acids. The record is from RefSeq and is a predicted model, not a curated record.
UCCAACUGGCUUCAGAUGGUGUGUGUAUGUGCGUGUGCCUGCCUCGGAGUGUGUGAGACGAGCUGGGAUCGUGAGCCAGGCUCCAACCAAGUGGUUUUAAUCAGCAGCCCAUUAGAGGGGAAUGGAAAACUUCUAACGGGAUAAGAGCUGAGUUGUUCCCACAGCCCCAUGGGAUGGCAGUUCACAGGACCCUGUUCUUCUGGACGCGGUGACUUCUUGCCAGGCACCAAGAAAGCUCUCAGCAGCGGGAAUGGGGAAAGCCCUCCGUAGCUUUGGAUAAAGCCCGCUUUGGCAUUUUUACCCUGUCAGGACAUGGCUACUGCAUCUGCAAUGUGGCCAAGGGUGGAGUGAGGACAGCACACUGGCCAUGGUUUGUGGGCACGGCCCCAGGUGCCGCAGGCUCUGUCGCCCUCGCCCCUUCCUCCUGGCCCUGGUGGUGGCCGUCUGCCUGUUCUGCCAGACCCUGACUCCCCUCAUGACCAACAGCUUCCUUUCAGCAGUUGUUAAUGGGAUCUCCCCGAACAAACAGAGUAAAACACGGCAAGGAAGAUACAAGGAGGUUGCAGCCAGCGACACACGCUGCUUCUUCCCCAUCAGUGAUUCACAUACAUUGAAAAAGAUCGAAGACACUGUUCUCCAGUACUUUGGAAACCGUAUGAGAAGAGCAGUUCUGUAUGCACCUCCUGCCCACAGCAAAACUGAGCAUCAGCUCUGUCAGCGCAUCCUGGCAAAGCAUGGAUAUUCAGUCACAGUCCUUGAAAACAGGAGAUUGGUGGAAGACCUGAGACAUGGGGGCCCUUACCACAGUAGCAUAAGCCCUUGGGAUCUUCUGAUCUGCUUAUCUUCCACAAAAGGUGAUGAUACUAGCUGCAUUCAGAGAGAUGACUUGAAUCAACUGGAGUUAUUCCAGAAGGUAAACCUACUUCCAGAAAUUCAGUAUUUCCUUUGCAGUAAAGAAGGAUUGUGCCAGAUAACAAAAGCCUUUUCAGACAUGCAGCUCUCAAUUGCCACCCCAGAGUGUUCCAGUUGGCACGGGCAGUCAGGGGACAACACUGCAAGCAACAUCACCCACGGCGGCAAAAACAAUGUCAAGAAACACAUCGCCCAUCUGCAGUACUUAUGGAGCCAAACCAAUGGAGCACAGCUGAGUCAAGUCUCAGCUUCAUCAGACCACAAGGAUAUCCUUAAAGCUCAAGACCUUUCUGUCAUCAUAAAAGCAUACGUGCUAGUUACAUCCUUAACACCUUUGAGGGCCUUUCUUCAUUCAGCUGCUACUGUCUGGCAUCCACCCAAGAAGAAGCACUUUUCUGUAAAGCUGCAAAGGUUUUUUGAGAUGUUCUUCAAAGGCAGUUAUCCCCAGCAAGCCUUUAAUAACAUGAAGGAAGCUAUAAGCAAACUUCUACUUAUUACUGAGGUCCUCAGUGAAUCAUCUGCCUCAGGACCAGGCUCUUUCAAUCAAUGCAGCCAAUGUUUUCAAAUGCUGACCUUUGACAUUGGGUUCAGCACCUCCAUACACCCCAUAGUUCUUCAGGUGCAUAAAAAUUUUGACUUUCAAGAUGAGGAGAAAUCGAAUCUUCAGGACCAAAUUUUCAAAGAAGCUAUUUUUGAAGACACUUUUAGGCUUCUAUUGUCUAAUAAGUCCUCAAUUUCCAGUUUCAUAAAAGCUUUACGAAACAUAUAUGGAUCAACUGUGAGCAAGGAUGGAAUCUUCAUCAAAGAAGAUGGACAAUGUUUGUCAUUAGAGGAGAUAAAUUCAAUGAUGACAUUUGUUAAAGAGGUGAAGAAUCUUGGACAAUUUGAGCUGCUUUACCCUUCUGCUGCACCCAAGAUCCAAACCUUACUGCAUGACCUUUAUCACAUGGUAGACCCAAUGAGACAACUUGGUUCAGUCCUGACGGUACAUUGGUUGCUUACCAGCUUGCUUGAACAAUUCCAGUUCAUGACCAAAAAGACACUUACAGAUCUUUCAGAAUGGAGAAGGAAGAAGAGCUCGAUAAACUCAUCUCCAACUGCAAUUAAAUGGUUACAGCCCAGGAAUUCUUCUCAAGAAAAUGUGAUUCCAAAGAAGAACUUUCAUUUUCGCUUGUGGAAGAAUCAUGAAGCAUUGCGUUAUGCCAGUAAGACUAAAGAAAUUCAGUGCAGUUAUGAUAAAGAUACCCUAUCUCAUAUCAGGCAGAUCUUCACCAGUCCACAGCUGGACUUGAAUCCUCAGUUUAACCCAAAAAUCAAGGAGUACUAUGCAGAAGUCCCAUUUGACGUGGUAACAGUGAAGAUUGGAGCAGAGCCUUCUAACUGUCAGUGCCAAGUCCACCUUGAUGAGAUGAAAGGACCAAGCAUUGCUAACUACCCACUUGGCCUUGGAUUGAACAAAAUUGUUGUUCUUGUAACAGAUGAUUCGCAGCCCAGUCCUCAGGUUGUGAGCAGCUAUAAAAUCAAAAUUUAUCGAGAGGACCGCCCUAGUCUGCCUUUGUUUGAUGACUAUAUGAUUUGUGGUUUUGUGCAGGACUGUGGCUCUCAAAUUCACCCAGAGGAGUCCUGUGGCUUGCAGCCUCUGUCUCAUGAGUACCUGUCUGCAAUUUCACAGACUGCACUGAAGACCUGUGAAGCUGGAGAUGCGAAAGGGCAGUGGAUUGUCCCUUGCCUCAGCUGCUCUGACAACAGAACCUGUGACUGGAGAGAAAUAAUGUGGCAGCCCCAUGGCUGCCAAUACUCUGUGCUUGAUAAGCCCGAGCUCCAGCAGUGUGUGGAAGGCAGAAAGAUUCUUUUUAUAGGUGACUCAACCAACAGAGGGAUGAUGUACUAUCUAAUAGAAAGAGUGAAUGAGACUCUUCAGGAAUGGCAAAAGACUCAUGAUGUUAAAUGUUAUGAUAAUAUCAAUGAGGGAAAAACAUUCAUCAGUUACUCCUACUAUCCCCAGUUUUGGAUGACUGCAAACCAGAGACCAACUUUUGAAAAAGCGCUAGAACAACUGCUGCAGAGAUCACGUCCGCUGGAGAACACAGACCAGACCGUACUAAUUGUAGGUGGCGUUCAGUGGCUUAAUUCCAAUCACCUGCAAAUUAUCCAAAAGGUGUUGAACAGAGAAAAUCUAUCAAAUAUCCUGGUAAUUAUCAAAUCCAUAGGGAUGGGCUUUCACCUCCCAGUGGAUGGAAUACAUUCUUUAUCACAGGCAGAAGUACAAAACUUGUGGAAUGAAAACUUGGUUAUCUUGGAGACAGCAAAAACAUAUGGCUAUGAAGUUGUUGACACGUUCAUCAUCACAAUGGGACGAUACAAAGAAUUCCUGCGGGGAAAGUGCGGGUGUCAUUUCCAUGAGGUGGUGAAAUACAAUCCUUCUGAAGAAAGUCCACACAUAACAAUGAUGUUAUCGAGGCACUAUACACUGGGGAAAUAUUUCAGCAGUCAAAGCAAGCUAUCACAACUGCAGGACUAUGCAUCAAAUUCUCGGUCCCCAUAUCAUGUCCAAGGUCCAAUAAAUCAAGUUUAUUCUGAAAUCCUUCUGAACAGGCUCUGUGCAAGUAAGAGGGGGCUUGUUAGCACGUAGCCUCCCUGGAUGUAGCACUGGGACUGGAGAUAUGCCACUACGCGAGUGACAUAGAAGGACCAUGCUGAGUUUAUGACACGCUUCCUUGAUUGCCUGCACAUGUACCAACAGUUUGAAACAUGGCAUUUUUCCUAACGUGUUAUGAAAUCAAGAUACAACAUUGGAGUUUUGUGGUUUCAAAAUGGAAGAUGGAGGGAUGCAAAGAGAGAGCAGAGGGGAAGUUACUUGAACUGUUGCCAAAUGCUAGAACAGCUGUAGCUCAACCAACUGUUUAUUAAUGAUAGUAAAGAGAGAGAAAUAUAUACACUUGAACAAUUUGGAAAGGACUGCUUUAGCUCUUCCGCACUAUAUAAUUUUCUAUUUAUAGAGACACUGUAAUAUUUGAUAGUAUUUAGAGACUGGUUACAUUCCAUUUGAAAGAGUUUUAUUUUAUGUGGAUGGGAUCCCCUUCAGUAUCAACCCUUUUCUAUUUAGACACUUGGUUUAUAGAAUUUGAAAGUGCCUUUUUGAACUUCAGUGUUUUUCCUGGAAACACUUCCCUUCUUUGUAUGUUAAAUGCAACAAAUGUCUAUUCUAUUUUUUGCAUUUUCUGAAGUUAAUAUAGAAAUAGGUUUCUUAGAAUUGAGACUGAUUGUAAUUGUCUCAAGGUAACAUGUAAAUUCAGUGAAUAUGUUAACAGACUUAUUUAAGGUCACAGUUUAGAUGAAUGGCCAUAUGCAGGAAGGCUGCACCAUCCUCAUCAGCUCUGUGGCUGUAGUUAACUCUGACCAGAUGAACAUAACAGAUAUUUAAAAAAAACAUCCGAUAAAUCCAGGACAUGAUAUGUUUUGGCACAACAACAAAUGUCUUAAGAGGAAGCAGUAUUGUUUUCGUAUGAAUUAAAAGUGUGAAGAUCACUUGAAAAGUAAAAAAAUAAAAAAAUAAAAAAAAAAAUCAAG